Messenger RNA from Bombyx mandarina (wild silkworm), 2548 nucleotides. It is a transcript of the gene sw, whose product is annotated as cytoplasmic dynein 1 intermediate chain short wing. NCBI's taxonomy places the organism in Eukaryota, Metazoa, Arthropoda, Insecta, Lepidoptera, Bombycidae. The record is from RefSeq and is a predicted model, not a curated record. Gene Ontology annotation, molecular function: dynein heavy chain binding; dynein light chain binding. Gene Ontology annotation, cellular component: cytoplasmic dynein complex. Gene Ontology annotation, biological process: transport along microtubule.
CGAAAUGUCAGAUACAAUAAAAAAAGAGUAAAAAACAACUGAGUCAAUCGGAUCUACAAUGUUCUUGUAUUGAUUUAUUGAAAUUUAUUCUACAAUUAUCCGGAAUUACUGAUAAGUAAAGGAACAGCUUCUAAAAAACACCGAAUUUAUGAACCUUUCGCUAAGAUCUUCGUUUCGGAACUAGAAUUCAUUGAACAUCCCGUUACUCAUCAUCUGUUUGCCACGUUCUGUCGGCAUUUUUAUUCUGUAUAAUUAUUAAUAUGACUCUGAUGUAGAUAUUUUGGCUGUGUUUAUUAAAAGUUACCAAGACGUUGAGCAUGUCAGAUCGGAAGGCUGAGUUGGAGCGAAAAAAGGCGAAGCUCCGCGCCAUAAGAGAGGAUAAAGAUCGGCGCCGCAGAGAAAAAGAACAGAAAGAUGCUGAAGAAGCACUGCAACGGGCAUCGGCCACAUCUAGCCUGGACAGUCGUCGUGACAUUGACGAGAUGCUGUCCUCGCUUGGAGUGGCUCCAGUUAAGGAUGUCCUCUCUUCUUUAUCAUCAAUGACUUCACUGUCUCCACCUCAGACAGCCUCUCCAGAUGCCAGUUUACCGCAUACAGAUAAAGCCAGCCUACAAUUGCAAGGCGGUCCAAAGAAGCAACCUCAAGAAUUACAAGUAGUCUUCGUGCAGUCCACGGACAUACCGCCCAAGGAGACGGUGAUCUAUACGAAGCAAACGCAGACCACAACGUCGGGCGUCACCGAACUUCGUGACGGCUGCUCUUCCAAUGCAUCACCGCUUGCAGGAUACAUGGAGGACUGGUGGCGGCCACGUAAAGCGCACGCAACCGAUUAUUACGACGAGUACAAUCUAAACCCGGGUUUAGAGUGGGAGGACGAGUUCACAGUGCUUACAUUCGACGGCGACGUGGCGCGCCAAGGAGACGACGAGGAGGCCGCCUUCCACGGUAAACUGCCCCCGGGGAUACUGCCGCACGGCCUGCCCACCGUCAAGGAGGUCCAACCCGCAGUCACCGAUGCGCCCGUCGAGAAGAAAGACGAAGAGAAAGAGAAGAAAGCGGUGCGCGAGCUGAGCGCUGACGAGAAGCAGACGAUAAUGCUGUCGGCCGAGUUCCAGAGGUUCAUGAGUCGCGCCGGACGAGUCAUCGAACGCGCGCUCGCCGAGUCCGUCGACAUCUACACCGACUACACGGGCGGGGGUGACGGAGAGAACGCUCUUGACGACAAGUCAGCGGCCCGUCUUUCCCUGGUUCGUACCUUCGAAGAGGAACGCUGGUCGCGCGGCCGAUGCGUGACCUGCCUGGACUGGUCCACGUUUCACCCGGAACUGGUGCUGGCCUCGUACUACAACAGUGACGACGCGCCGCACGACCCUGACGGAGUGUGCCUGGUCUGGAACACCAAGUUCAAGAAGACCACUCCCGAAGACAUAUUCCACUGUCAGUCGGCGGUUAUGAGCGCCACGUUUGCGAGGUUCCACCCUAACUUGAUCCUCGGAGGCACGUAUUCGGGACAGAUCGUGCUGUGGGACAAUCGCGUGCAAAAGCGAACCCCGGUGCAGCGCACGCCGCUGUCUUCGGUCGCGCACACUCACCCGGUGUACUGCCUGUCGGUGAUAGGAAGCCAGAACGCCCAUAACCUGAUCUCGGUAUCGACGGACGGGCGCCUCUGUUCCUGGUCCCUGGACAUGCUGUCCCAGCCCCAGGAGACGCUGGAGCUGCAGCACCGCCAGGCCAAGCCGGUCGCCGUCACCUGCAUGGACUGCCCCCAGACCAUGCUCAACAACUUCGUGCUCGGAUCCGAAGACGGAAACGUGUAUACGGGAUGCCUGUACGGGCAGCGCGCGGGCGUGACGGAGUGCGUGGAGGCGCACGCGGGCCCGCUGACGGGCGUGUCGUGCCACGCCGCCGCCGGGCCCGUGGACCUCGCGCACCUCUACCUCACCUGCUCCGUCGACUGGAGCGUCAAGCUCUGGUCGCUCAAGGAGAGCAAGCCGCUGUACUCGUUCGAGGACAACGGCGACUACCUGGUGGACGUGCGCUGGUCGCCCGCGCACCCCGCGCUCUUCGCCGCCGCCGACGCCGCCUCGCGCCUCGACCUCUGGAACCUCAACCGCGACACUGAGGUGCCGAUAGCGAGCGUGCAGGCGGAGGGCGGGGCGGCCUUCAGCAGAGUGUCGUGGUCUCCAGCCGGCUCGCUCGUCACAGCCGGAGACGACAGGGGCAAGAUAUCCGUCUACGAACUUGCAGAGCAAGUUUGGUCACCCCGGCACGACGAAUGGAACAAGCUGGUCUACACGCUUCAAGAACUUCGGAACAACCAAGCUGACGAUGAUGCGGCACUCUCACCACCGCCGUCGUUGUCGUCAAUCGCUUCUAUCGCUUCAAACCCACUACGAUAAGCUAAACAACAAAAGAUUGUGAAGUGCAAAUAUUUAACUCAAAACUUGUCAAAUAACAUCUGGCAUAAUGUUUAAGUUCCCAAAUAAAAAUGAUUCCCUGGGAAAGAAUAUUUCAGUUGAAACCAUAGAUUAGUUGCACUUAAAUAAUA